AGAGCUUAAAGCUCUAUAUUUCUUUCAACCACUAUACAUGCAUGCCAGAUAUGAAUAAACAACCAAGAUGAACAAAGUAGCGUCGGGUCUCAUCUCCUCCCUGACUCUCGAAACAGUUCUCCUCAUCCGCGGAAAGGACAGGCUCCCCUGGAAGCCCACCUUCAAGACCGCCUGCUGGAUGAGCUUCAUCUCCGUGCUGGCUAUGGAGUCCGUGGAGAAUGUCGUCGAGUACCAUCUUCCUGGGGGUGUGGUUAUGCUGGGCGACCUGGGAUUUUGGGCUGCAGCGGUGACAGCUAUGGGGGCUGGGUUUUUGCUCCGUUGCCGUGGAAUUACCUUAGGUUAAGGGCUUGGAGGCAGGCUUAUCAUUAGUUGGUCGUGACUACAUAGAUUACUUUAGGUUCCGGGGUGAGAGUGUGGUGGUUGGAAUGGAAUGGAAUGGAAUGUAUGAAUAAGGAAUUGUACUAUACUAGAUAGAUGUAGAAUGAUUAGCGCCGCUCCUUAUAAACAGUCUGUAUGUGAUUGAAAGCUUCUUGGACAAUAGCAGAAGGGGUAGAUAUCUUUCUCACAGAGUUGCAAGCGGAAGGUUGUUUCGUCAAUACUCUACUGCGAGUUUUGCGUCAAGUCCAAAAUUGCGUUCUUUUCACUGGAACCACGAUUCUA
Molecule: messenger RNA, 660 nt
Organism: Aspergillus pseudonomiae
Lineage: Eukaryota; Fungi; Ascomycota; Eurotiomycetes; Eurotiales; Aspergillaceae
Exons: 2
Source: RefSeq, a predicted model, not a curated record